Myotis davidii is the source of this 8070-nucleotide messenger RNA. It is a transcript of the gene PAPPA, whose product is annotated as pregnancy-associated plasma protein A, pappalysin 1. The coding region runs from base 1273 to 4479 and encodes 1068 amino acids. Gene Ontology annotation, molecular function: metallopeptidase activity. The transcript is spliced from 21 exons. NCBI's taxonomy places the organism in Eukaryota, Metazoa, Chordata, Mammalia, Chiroptera, Vespertilionidae. The record is from RefSeq and is a predicted model, not a curated record.
CAUAGGGCUGUAUGACAAGUGUUCUUAUACCUCACGUGACCGAGGAUGGGUCGUGGGCAUUCACACCAUCAGUGACCAAGGCAACAGAGACCCACGCUACUUUUUCUCCUUGAAGACAGACCGGGCCCGGCAAGUGACCACCAUCAAUGCCCACCAAAGCUACCUCCCUGGCCAGUGGGUAUUCCUAGCUGCCACCUACGAUGGGCGGCUGAUGAAGCUCUAUGUGAAUGGUGCCCAGGUGGCAACCUCUGGGGAUCAGGUGGGUGGCAUAUUCAGCCCAUUGACUCAGAAGUGUAAAGUGCUCAUGUUGGGGGGCAGCACCCUGAAUCACAACUACCGGGGCUACAUUGAGCGCUUCAGUCUGUGGAAGGUGGCCAGGACCCAGCGGGAGGUCCUGCUGGACAUGGAAACCCAUGGCCUCCACACGCCUCUACCUCAGCUCCUCCUACAGGAGAACUGGGACAAUGUGAAGCGCACCUGGUCCCCCAUGAAGGACGGCCACAGCCCCCAGGUGGAGUUCAGCGGUGCCCACAGCUUCUUGCUGGACACCACUUUGGAGCCCCCUCUGUGCGGGCAGACGUUGUGCGACAACGCACAAGUCAUUGCCAGCUACAACCAGCUGCCGCGCUUCCGCCGGCCCAAGGUGGUGCGCUACCGCGUCGUCAACCUCCAUGACGAUGGCCACGAGAACCCCACGGUGAGCCGCCAGCAAAUCGAGCUCCAGCACCAGCAGCUGGCCGAGGCCUUCCAGCCCUACAACAUCUCCUGGGAGCUGGAGGUGCUAGAGGUGAGCAACUCCUCCCUGCGCCACCGCCUCAUCCUGGCCAACUGUGACAUCAGCAAGAUCGGGGAUGAGAACUGUGACCCCGAAUGCAACCACACGCUGACCGGCCACGACGGUGGGGACUGCCGCCACCUGCGCCACCCUGCCUUCAUGAAGAAGCAGCAGAAUGGGGUGUGUGACAUGGACUGUAACUACGAACGGUUCAACUUCGACGGCGGGGAGUGCUGUGACCCUGACAUCACAGAUGUCACCCAGACAUGCUUCGAUCCUGACUCUCCACACAGAGCGUACUUGGAUGUUAAUGAACUGAAGAACAUUCUUAGACUGGAUGGAACUACACACCUCAAUAUCUUCUUUGCAAACUCCUCGGAGGAGGAAUUGGCAGGAGUAGCCACUUGGCCAUGGGACAAGGAGGCCCUAAUGCCCUUAGGUGGCAUCGUCCUGAACCCAUCUGUCUAUGAAAAGCUGUUCCUGGGCACACCCACACCAUGAUCCACGAGAUCGGGCACAGCCUGGGCCUCUAUCACAUCUUUCGAGGCAUCUCAGAAAUACAGUCUUGCAGUGACCCCUGCAUGGAGACCGAGCCCUCCUUUGAGACCGGAGACCUCUGCAGUGACACCAACCCAGCCCCAAAAUACAAGUUCUGCGGUGACCCAGGGCCAGGAAAUGACACCUGUGGCUUUCACAGCUUCUUCGACACUCCUUACAACAACUUCAUGAGCUAUGCAGACGACGACUGCACCGACUCCUUCACGCCCAAUCAAGUCGCCAGAAUGCACUGCUACCUGGACCUGGUGUACCAGGGCUGGCAGCCCUCCAAGAAGCCGGCGCCGGUCGCCCUGGCUCCCCAGAUUGUGGGCCACACGACUGACUCCGUGACGCUGGAGUGGUUUCCACCCAUCGAUGGCCACUUCUUUGAAAGAGAAUUGGGAUCAGCAUGUGACCUUUGCCUGGAAGGGAGGAUCCUGGUGCAGUAUGCCUUCAACGCCUCCUCCCCGAUGCCCUGUGGCCCAUCCGGACACUGGAGUCCGCGGGAAGCAGAAGGCCAUCCAGAUGUUGAACAACCCUGUAAGUCCAGUGUCCGCACCUGGAGCCCCAAUUCAGCUGUCAACCCACACACGGUCCCGCCAGCCUGCCCUGAGCCACAAGGCUGCUACCUUGAACUGGAAUUUCACUAUCCUUUGGUUCCUGAGUCUCUGACGGUCUGGGUGACCUUUGUCUCCACUGACUGGGACUCUAGUGGGGCUGUCAAUGACAUCAAACUGUUGACAACCACGGGGAAGAACAUCUCCUUGGGCCCUCAGAACGUAUUCUGCGAUGUUCCACUGACCAUCAAACUCCGGGAUGUGGGCGAGGAGGUAUAUGGCAUUCAGAUCUACACGUUGGAUGAGCACCUGGAGAUUGAUGCUGCCAUGUUGACCUCCAUUGCAGACAGCCCACUCUGCCUAGCAUGUAAGCCCCUGCAGUACAAAGUGGUCCGGGACCCUCCUCUCCAGGUGGACGUGGCCUCCAUCCUGCAUCUCAAUAGAAGAUUCACAGACAUGGACCUCAGUCUUGGCAGUGUGUACCAGUACUGGGUCAUCACCAUUUCCGGAGGUGAGGAAGGCGAGCCAUCGCCUGCUGCUGUAUACACCCAUGGAAGUGGGUACUGUGGCGACGGCAUCAUCCAGAAAGGCCAAGGUGAAGAAUGCGAUGACAUGAAUAAGAUCAAUGGUGAUGGCUGCUCCCUGUUCUGCCAACAGGAAGUUUCCUUCAAUUGCAUUGAUGAACCCAGCCGGUGCUAUUUCCACGAUGGUGAUGGGGUAUGUGAGGAGUUUGAACAAAAAACCAGCAUCAAGGACUGUGGUGUCUACACGCCCCAAGGGUUCCUAGAUCAGUGGGCAUCCAAUGCUUCAGUUUCCCAUCAAGACCAGCAAUGCCCAGGCUGGGUCAUCAUUGGCCAGCCGGCAGCAUCCCAGGUGUGUCGGACCAAGGUGAUUGAUCUCAGUGAAGGCAUCUCCCAACACGCCUGGUAUCCUUGCACCAUCAGCUACCCCUACUCCCAGCUGACCCAGACCACGUUCUGGCUCCGGGCAUACUUUUCUCAGCCAAUGGUUGCUGCAGCUGUUAUUGUCCACCUGGUGACCGAUGGGACCUACUAUGGGGACCAAAAGCAGGAAACCAUCAGCGUCCAGCUGCUUGACACCAAAGAGCAGAGCCACGAUCUAGGCCUCCACGUCCUGAGCUGCAGGAACAAUCCCCUGAUUAUCCCUGUGGUCCAUGACCUCAGCCAGCCCUUCUACCACAGCCAGGCGGUGCGAGUGAGCUUCAGCUCACCCCUGCUCGCCAUCUCGGGGGUGGCCCUCCGCUCCUUCGACGGCUUUGACCCUGUCACCCUGAGCAGCUGCCAGAGAGGGGAGACCUACAGCUCUGCUGAGCAGAGCUGCGUGCACUUCGCAUGUGAGGCCACUGACUGUCCGGAGCUGGCCGUGGAGAACGCCUCUCUUAACUGCUCCAGCAGCGACCGCUAUCAUGGUGCCCAGUGCACUGUGAGCUGCCGGACGGGCUAUGUGCUCCAGAUACGGAGGGAUGAUGAGCUGAUCAAGAGCCAGAUGGGACCCAGUGUCACAGUGACCUGCACUGAGGGCAAGUGGAACAAGCAGGUGGCGUGUGAGCCCGUGGACUGUGGCGUCCCAGACCAACAUCACGUCUAUGCUGCCUCCUUCUCCUGCCUCGAGGGCACCACCUUUGGCAGCAAAUGCUCCUUCCAGUGUCGCCACCCAGCGCAGUUGAAAGGCAACAACAGCCUCCUGACCUGCAUGGAGGACGGGCUGUGGUCUUUCCCGGAGGCCCUGUGCGAGCUCAUGUGUCUGGCUCCGCCCCCGGUGCCCAAUGCAGACCUGCAGACCGCCAGGUGCCGAGAGAACAAGCACAAGGUGGGCUCUUUCUGCAAGUACAAGUGCAAGCCUGGAUACCACGUGCCCGGCGCCUCUCGGAAGUCAAAGAAGCGCGCCUUCAAGACUCAGUGUACCCAAGAUGGCAGCUGGCAGGAGGGAGCCUGUGUUCCUGUGACAUGUGACCCGCCUCCACCGAAGUUCCACGGGCUCUACCAGUGCACAGAUGGCUUCCAGUUCAACAGCGAGUGCCGGAUCAGGUGUGAAGACAGUGAUGCCGCCCAGGGCCGGGGGAGCAACGUCAUCCACUGCCGGAAAGACGGGACCUGGAGCGGCUCCUUCCACCUCUGCCAGGAGAUGCAAGGCCAGUGCUCGGCCCCGAACCAGCUCAACAGCAACCUCAAACUGCAGUGUCCUGAAGGCUACGCCAUAGGGUCCGAGUGUGCCACCUCCUGCCUGGACCACAACAGCGAGCCCAUUAUCCUGCCCACGAACGUGACUAUCCGUGAUAUCCCUCACUGGCUGAACCCCACGCGGGUGCAGAGAGUCGUCUGCACGGCUGGCCUCAAGUGGUACCCUCACCCUGCUGUGAUCCACUGUGUCAAAGGCUGUGAGCCCUUCAUGGGAGACAAUUACUGUGAUGCCAUUAACAACAGAGCCUUCUGCAACUACGACGGUGGGGACUGCUGCACGUCCACGGUGAAGACCAAAAAGGUCACUCCCUUCCCUAUGUCCUGUGACCUACAAGGCGACUGUGCUUGUCGGGACCCCCAGGCCCGAGAACACAGCCGGAAAGACCUCCGCGGAUACAGCCACGGCUAAGGAAGGACAAGGAGUUAAGAAUUCCCAGCGCCAGGACCCGCAUCCCUUUGGUAUUGAUUUCACAGUGAGCUGCUCCACGGAAUGGCCUCUCCACACCAGGGAUCCUUAGCAUCCAACCGGUCUGCCUUUAAUUUCACCCAGGAAGGACUCAUAGUGGGGGCGCACGAAGCAAGUCUCGCCAUGUUAUGUAAUGGCAUGGAAUCCCACCCCACAGUCUUAGAUGGAUCACAUGCACAGCAUGCAGUCCCAGAGCCUCCUAAAACUCUAACCAUUUGUCACAUGACCGCAGCGAGGAACAUGCUCUGUGCCCAGGAAUGUGCACAUCUGUGGUUAGUACACAUGCAUGCAUACACACCCAUACAAACAUCUGUGUGAGGGCAGUUUUGGAGACUGAGCAGAGAGAGACUGGAACAAAGUCAAUCUUUCCUUUCCCAAGCUCCCAGCCAACACUGUCCUUGGGAGAAAGAGUUGCAGAAACUGCUAAGGCCGAGUAUUGAGAUGCCAAGAUAGUUCACACCCUGAGGCCUAGAAUAUGUAGGACGUGUGCAGUGGUACAGUCCUUCGGGAUCGAAAGUGAAAUGGUCUCUGAUCACCUACCUUCUAGGAAAGUAGGGCCCAGGGAGAAAGAAUCCAAAGUGUACGAAGCCCCCUGAUUUUUCCCGCUGCCAUGGGGGACUUACCCCAAUUCCAGGGUUUAAGGCCAAGCUGGAAAUGGCUUAAGAUUGCAAUGUCAAGGUAUUAUAAGAGCCCCCUGCUUGAGGCAUGAGGCCAUAAUAUCCCUCCGGAACCCAUCCAUUCCCCAAAUCUUGCCUUGGGACCACAUUUGCUGCUACUUUUCCUGCUGCUCUAUCCUAUACAUUGAGUAACCCAAGAUGAUAGGACUAGGUUAGGAAAAACCCCACACAACCAAACAGUCUGCCUUAAACGUGACCCACAUUUCCCCAUAGCUCCUCACUCCCUAGUCCUCCUGCAAGAGAAACCCCUCCUUGGCCCCCCAUGGAGAGAAGCGUGGUCCUCUGUGGGUGGGCUUCUUACCCUGGAAGGGAGUCGGAACCCUCAGCGAGAGUGCAGAAUGUCUAAGCCAGUGUUAGAUUUUAUAAUCAAGUGGAACAGUGUUAUGUUUCUGUGAUGCUAGAGUCAUCCGGGGACUGUUAGAGUUGUAAGGACUCUUGAGUUAUGCUUCUUCACCGAGCCUUCCUGCCCGUCUAGGCUACAGCAGGCUUUGGUCCUGAGGACCUCGAGGUGGCCCUGAGCAGCUAGCCUCCUGUAAUAGAGAAUCAUCUUGGAUGUGAUCAGUCUCGACUGUGUUCCAGGGGCCAUCAGAGGGAAGUCCAAGGAUGCCAGCCUCGGUCCCCAGCACCCAGAAUGGUCAUGAUGUUUCCCAUAGUCUUCCAUCUGCCAGUGCUCCCGUCCACACCUGGGGGUGGGCAACCCUUCUGUCUCCCCCACAUUCCACCUCCAAAAGUGCAGAGUAAGUCAGACCCCCGCAGGAUCCCCCCCCCCAUUUGGGGCCCUCUUUGCCUCAUUUCAGCCAGUUUCCAUCCACUCCUUUUGAGGAAUAUGAGGAGAAAUGAAUACAGAAAAAGGUGGAGAGAAUGGUUAAGUUUGACAUAAUUUCUGACACCUGGAACUGAGAAAGUGAGGCGAUGGGAAGGUCUAAAUCAGACAUAGCCCAUAAAGAUUGCUAUAAAUCAAGUCCUCUCAAGUUUAGAGAAGACAACCAACAAAAACAGUCUAGCAUGGGAGUGGAACAUGCCAAGCAUGUGCACUGAUCCACUCAUCCCUGCUUCUGAGGCAGGCAUUGCUAGUUACAGCGCUUUCUCCCAUGGGACCAACAAGAACUUCAGAAAGCUCCUUUAUCACUCCCGACGGCAAUUGCCUACUGAUCAAGGAUGCUUGAAAAGACAUUUAUUGGCCAUCAUCUGUGGUCUGUGAUAUUAAAAAAAUAUAUAUCAAGGUGCUUUUUGCACAGGUGCCCACAAAUAAGGAUACAGUGCUUAUAAUUUUGUGUGGUUCGCACUACAUUACCAACUCUGAGACGGAGUUCCAGAGUGGAGAGGCUGCCACCAUUGCUAAGGCCAGGCUCAAAUCCUUUAUGUUUCUUCCUUACAAAUUCCUAUUUUCAUUCAGGGCAUUUUUUUCUAUAAUUACCAGGGCCAAUUAUUAGCAAACUAAUAAUUAUAAUAGAAGACUUCAUCCCGUUCUGUACGCCUCUCCAGUGUCUAAGAGCUCUUUCCAACUCUCAAGGCCCCUCUCUUGCUCUGAGUUAUCACCCCGUGUGGUAUUAGGUUGAAGAUAUGAACUAAGAAAAAUAACAUUGUUAUGACACCAGUACGUAAUGCAAAAAGCCUUGGAGACCCCAAGACAACAUGACUGAUGGACCUUACCAGCUUCCCUUAAAUGGACCCCCGUCCUCUUUCUUCCUUUCCCUCUCCCCCUUAUCUGUCCCCACCUUCUCCAGCUGAGUGGUGUUUCCUGAAGGCGGACGUCUAUCUCCAGAUGGAGUUGAGCCCUCUGAGCAAACUUCCACCUGGUCGGUCUCCUUACCAUCAUUCAAAACCUGUCACUCGCAAAUUCCCUUUUGCCAAGGCCAUUGAGCAAGAGAGGCUACUGGAUUGGUGGCCGGCCUCGUGCCCACAUGGGAGGUGUAACCAAUAGGCCCUCCUCCCACCUUGGUGGAGUUGGGUCUGCUCUAUCCAUGCAGUGCACUGACACCCAAUUUCAUUUUCUUUCUGGGAAUAAACUGAUCGUCUCAUCUUCCCAUCAUCUCCUGUUUAGGAAAAGGGAGUACCAGGAGGAAGCCCUGUUGUCUGUCAGCACUUGGGGGUCCUGUGUCUAUAGAAAGAUUAGCCUGUUAGCAGCAAGGAAGGAGAUGAGGUAGACAGCUCUCCAAGCCCUCUCUUGGGAAGCCUUAUUAAGCCACAACCCUGCCUGCCUGCCUGCCCAGAGGACUUGUAUUACCCCACCCCCACUGCCACCCCCACCCCAGAUUCGGUGCCAACCACCUCUUAGGGGAAGACCGUCCUUGAGAAGCCUGUUUCGGUGGCUGAUGGGUGUGAUGGAUGGGAGAGACCAGUGUUCAUGGAGAGCAGGGCUUUGAGGAUGGAGGGUCUCAGCUGCUGCUCCUGGCUGCAGCGGGUUGCGUCACUGCCUAGACAGUGCUCUUGGUCUCGGUCCCACCUGGCCAAUGCAUAAAUGCUGUUUGUGGAAAAUGAUUCUUUGAGACAGAUUUCAGCUACCUCCCUUCCAGGUGUGAGUUAACUUGGUUGCAACUGUCCAUUUGUUAUAGGUCUUACCUGUGUUAGAGAGAAGGAAGGAAAGGAAGGAGGGAAGAAAGGAAACCAUAUUUUCAAGUGAUCAGUUUUGAGGUUUUGGGUGGUGUGAUUUUUUUCUGGAACUACUUCAAGUGCAGAAUAUAAAUUGAUGGUGACAAAACUGUACAGAUAGAAAUUAAUAGAAGACAAGGAGAUUAAAAGGAAAUACAUAUGCAUGAUUAAAAAUAAGAUUUUUUUUAAAAAAACACACAACUAUUUUUGUGCUUCCUAAAGAAAUUUGUUUUUUUCUACAGACUGAGUAGGUAGACACAAGCAU